AAUAUUAUUUGGUAUAUCUCGCUUGUUUUUGGGAAUAUUAAAAAAUGUUUCAAAUAAAAGUUGAAGGAUUUCGUGGGACGCACACCCAUCCGCUAUUUAUUUUUUUAUAUAUAAAAGCGUAAAGAAUCUAUAAGACUGAAUAUUGUUUGUUUAAAUAGAAGUAUACACUUUUUAAUAUUCCAAUUGAUGUAUCUUGGCAUUCUCUGUAAAAAAGUAUUAAGGCAUACGUGGCGAAAAAUUUAUAGUUUAAAAAAUAUUUAAAUUUAAUUUAAAUAUCUUUUGAACCAAUGGUUUUUUACUAUAUGUGCCUUAAUACUUUUUUAUGGAGAAUACAGCGAUACAUCAUCUGAUGGAUUAAAAACUAUAUGAAUCCAUUUAAAAAAAUACUAUUGACGUUGAUAACUUUUUUAGGAGUCCACCUACAAAAAAAUUAAAUUAGCCAGAAUGUAACCUUUUCGAAGCCAUUCAACUUUUAUUCGAAGCAUUUUUUAAUAUUCUGAAGAAUAAACGAGAUAUUCGAGAUAAAAGGUUAAGUUCUAUAUUUCCUGAGCGAUAGAAAAAUUUUUCCAAGAAAUGACGUCAAAUUUUCGAAAUCCCUAAAAUUCUUGGAAAUGACGUCGAAUUCUGAGAAUUUCUAAAAUUUUUGGAAAUGACGUCAAAUUCUUAGAAUUUUCCAAAUGGAUCGAACGAGCGAAAAUUUUGAUCGAAAAUUCAAUUUUGUAUUAGGAGAACAUAAGUUGAGAACUCCAUUAGAUCCGGAAAAACUGGAACUCAGGUUGGAGGACAGGUUGGCUCCAAUUGUUCGAGUGACUUCGAGACACCCGGCAACAUCGAUAUCGGAGUUGUCCGUUUGUUUUUUGCGGAAAUGUAAGGAACAUUGUUGCGUAUCCCGUUGGAUCCCGUUAGUUUUUCGGCGGGGUAACGAUGGCAGGGGUAAAGGUGAUCGCGCGGUCACGACACGCUGCAGAUACGUGUACGCGCGACAAGCGUAUGGAUCAUGGGCGAUUAUCAGUUUCUGAAUAAAUGGCAGUUUGAAAACGUAAAAAGUGAGUAUAAAAAUAGAACGUCGUGAUACUCACAUUGGUAUAUUAAAAAAUAUGCGAUACUGUUUAAAAGGAUAAAAUUAGCUUCAUAAGUUUUUUAUGAGUCCAUCUACGAAAAAAUUGAGGACACCAGCCCUUUCGAAACCAAUCAACUUUAUCCGAAGCAUUUUUUAAUAUUAUGAAGAAUAAUAUAAGUACGUACAAGUCCAAAUCAAUUGUUAAU
Apis mellifera (honey bee) is the source of this 1266-nucleotide messenger RNA. RefSeq lists its product as uncharacterized. The record is from RefSeq and is a predicted model, not a curated record. The transcript is spliced from 3 exons. NCBI's taxonomy places the organism in Eukaryota, Metazoa, Arthropoda, Insecta, Hymenoptera, Apidae. Bases 678 to 1019 code for a protein of 113 amino acids.